AUGUCUUCCAUCAACUCCAGUGAUAUUCCAGGCCUCAAAGAGCUCCCAAACGCCCCCAGAGUCACAUUAGCAUCAAAUGUUACCCUGCAGCCUCCACUUUCCCGCCGGGGGCAUGGUCCAGGCCUCAUUGUGAUAGACCCCGGCUACGAUUUGCCGUAUAUUCCCUCGGCAGAGCUUCCAUCGACUACCCUUGAUCCCGUUCCGCAAUACAAAUGGGCCGAGGAGGGAUAUGCCGUUUUGCGCAUUGCCAUGUGGAAGACCGCCGAGCCCGGAAACUGGUCACUAGAAGCUGGAUUCCUCGAUAAAGCUAUUGACAGCCUCAAGAGUUUAGAACAAUGUGACGUGAAAGAUAAAUUUGGCAUACUCCUGUACGGGACACCCGAAGAAUAUGCGCCAUCGUUUCCGGGACAGCUUGCGAAGGCUGUGGCAAAUUGCGAUAACAUCGUGGCUGUUGUCUCUUUCUCUUCUGCAUUUGAUUUCGCUUCCGCCUCCAAGCCUCAGUUGGUUCAUCUCGCGGGCAAAACAGUGCCCGCAGAGAAAGAGGGACUGACGAUUUAUACGUACCCCGAGGUCGGGACUGAUUUCAUUAUGCCCCAUAGCCCUGGGUUUGCCUAUUCUCCUGCAGCGGUGUCUCAUACUCGGAGCUUGACAUUCAUCAAGAAGCAUAUCGGUGGUCCCAUAUUUGACUUGGAGAAAAUAUGGGACGAGCACACAUAUUGGGAAUUUGAGAAUCGGUCUGUCGAGAAGACAAUGGCUACUAUGGUGCGAGAGCCGUAUGUAAAUCACAUUCCUACGAUGACCGGAGGUAUUGGACGAAAGCGACUAACCGAUUUCUAUCGCCAUCACUUCAUCUUCAGUAACCCCGAUAGCAUCAAAAUGAACUUAGUCAGUCGAACGCUUGGCGUCGACCGCAUUGUGGACGAAUUUAUAUUCAUGUUCAACCAUGAUAAAGAGAUCGAUUGGCUUCUUCCCGGAAUCCCACCGACCCAUCUUCCGCUCCGCAUUCCUUUCUAUGCCGUGGUGAAUAUCCGUGGAGACAGACUGUAUCAUGAACACAUUAGUUGGGACCAAUCUACAGCACUGCGUCAGCUUGGCUUACUACCUGAAUACUUGUCUUUUCCUCAUGCUGUUCGUGGAAUGGAAGGCAAGAUACUGCAGUAUAAGCUACCAGUCGCAGGAGUUGAGACGGCUGAGAAGCUCGAGGAUCAGCGCAAAGUGGACAGCAAUACUUUGUUCAUGCCCAAUGGGAGUGGGAUUCGUGAAUAUCAAGGUUGUGACGGGUUAUAG
Molecule: messenger RNA, 1287 nt
Organism: Penicillium samsonianum
Lineage: Eukaryota; Fungi; Ascomycota; Eurotiomycetes; Eurotiales; Aspergillaceae
Exons: 4
Coding region: 1-1287 (428 amino acids)
Biological process (GO): polyketide metabolic process
Source: RefSeq, a predicted model, not a curated record